AGUUCAAAUGCAGCCAAAAUAUCUCGAAAAUACCCAUUUUCUUCUACCAUUGAAAUUCAAAAUAUUGUCUGAAAAUAAUCCCCAAAUUUCAUUGACAAAUCAAAUGAUGCUAAAUUCUAUAUCACAUUAAGAUUCAAAUUCAAUUCAAGUUCAUCGCCAUUGAAGCUAAGAAAAUGAGUUCUGCAGUAACUCUUCGUUGCAAUUCUUCGUCAUUCUCACACUGUACUUCUUGCUCUGUCCUUCGUUUUCAGCCAUUGAUUGCUUCUUACUCUUUGGAAUUUCCUCGCAAAUUUCACAAUUGCGCGUUGCAAUUUCUCGCUGUUUCAAGGUUAAGUAAUCGAAGAAAGAUUGACUUCGUUUGUAGAGUAGGUGAGACUGAUGCUGAACCUGAUGGCAACGACGAUAAGGGAGACAAGGAUGGAGGCAAUGAAAUCGCAGGGUCAAUUGAUUACAGCACAGAGAGUGAUCCAUCGCCUGAACUGGAAAAGGAGCAAUUAUCCACAGAUAUUUUGAAUUCAGACAGCAAUAAUGUGGGAAGCAAUGAGAUCAAAGUUAAUGAGGAAGGCCGUAAGCAAGAUCCUGACAAUUCACAAGUUGCCAGUGGUUCACCUCUUCCAGGUGUGAAGCUUCAGCAGCUGGAUGAAGCAGUUAGGAUCCCGAAGGAGACAAUUGACAUACUUAGAGAUCAAGUAUUCGGAUUUGACACAUUUUUCGUCACAGGGCAAGAACCAUAUGAGGGUGGAUUAUUAUUUAAAGGAAAUUUACGAGGGGUAGCAACGAAAAGCUAUGAAAAAAUAUCGAAGCGGCUGCAGGAUAGAUUUGGAGACCAAUAUAAGCUUUUUCUGCUUAUAAACCCUGAAGAUGAUAAACCUGUGGCAGUGGUGGUGCCAAGGAGAACAUUGCAACCAGAGACAACAGCUGUACCAGAAUGGCUUGCAGCAGGGGCUUUUGGAUUGGUUACUCUUUUUACAUUACUACUACGAAAUGUUCCUGAACUACAGUCAGACCUUUUAUCAAGUUUUGAUAAGCUUGAACUACUGAAGAAUGGUCUUCCUGGAGCGCUUGUGAGUGUGCUUAUUUUGGGGGUUCAUGAGCUUGGACAUUAUGCAAUUGCAAAAGGCUGUGGAGUGAAGCUUGGUGUGCCAUAUUUCAUCCCCAGUUGGCAGAUAGGCUCUUUUGGUGCCAUUACAAGGAUCGUCAAUAUUGUACCUAAACGCGAGGACCUUCUAAAGAUUGCUGCAGCGGGACCUCUGGCUGGCUAUAGUUUGGGACUUAUACUUUUCUUGUUGGGAUUCAUUCUGCCACCUAGUGAUGGCCUUGGCAUCGUUGUUGAUGCUGGUGUUUUUCAUGAAUCGUUUCUUGUUGGGGGAAUUGCCAAACUACUUCUAGGUGAUGUCCUUAAGGAAGGUCAAGCAAUAUCACUCAAUCCACUUGUUAUAUGGGCAUGGGCUGGGCUCUUGAUUAACGCCAUUAACAGCAUUCCUGCUGGAGAGCUUGACGGAGGGCGUAUUUCUUUUGCCAUAUGGGGAAGAAAGGCUGCUGCUCGGUUCACGGGUGCCUCAAUUGUGCUUCUUGGACUGUCUUCAUUGUUCAACGAUGUAGCAUUCUAUUGGGUAGUUCUAAUAUACAUCUUACAGAGAGGCCCGAUUGCUCCACUUGCUGAGGAAAUAAGUGAACCGGACCAGACUUCUACUGCACUCGGAAUUGCCGUCUUACUUCUUGGACUUCUUGUGUGCUUGCCGUACCCCUUCCCGUUCACAAGCGACGCAUUGAUGACUUUUUAAAUACACAGGUCGAAUGCGUGAAGCACUUGGAAGAGAGAGGAACUGUGUUGAUUUUAGUUGCUCAUCGAUGAUAGUGUUCAAGUGUAGCAUCACGAAAAUUUUGCAAUAGCUCCUUCCCCCCCUUUCCAUGUACCACCAUCUUAUAGUUUGAACCAUGAGAAUGUCAUAUCAUAGCAAAUAUAGAUUUGAAAUUCAUAUAUUUUUGGAAUGAGUUUCAGUCUUUGUUGCCUUA
Molecule: messenger RNA, 2016 nt
Organism: Beta vulgaris subsp. vulgaris (sugar beet)
Lineage: Eukaryota; Viridiplantae; Streptophyta; Magnoliopsida; Caryophyllales; Amaranthaceae
Product: probable zinc metalloprotease EGY2, chloroplastic
Exons: 13
Coding region: 174-1784 (536 amino acids)
Biological process (GO): proteolysis
Source: RefSeq, a predicted model, not a curated record